AUGCCUUGUAAGAAUAACACCCAGGUGAUGUAUUUUAUCCUGGAAGGUCUCUCCAAAAAUAGUCAUGCUCAAGCUAAACUUUUCCUAGUAUUUUCCUUAGUUUAUGGAACCACACUACUUGGAAACUCCAUAAUUAUCCUCCUGACAAGAAUAGACCAAGAACUGUCUACUCCAAUGUAUUAUUUUCUAUGUAACCUUUCUCUUUUGGAUAUUUCUUUCAUCUCAGUCACUGUACCCAAUAUGCUGUUCAAUAUUUACACUACCAAUAUGUCAAUAAGUUAUACUGGAUGCUUUACUCAAUUGUAUUUCUUUCAUUUUUUGGGAAGUUCUGAAUGUUUCCUAUUGGCCAUAAUGAGCCUUGACCGAUAUGUGGCCAUUUGUCAGCCUCUAAGAUACUCCCAUAUUAUGAACACUAGGGUUUGUUUAAGGAUGGCGAUUGGUUGCUGGAUUAGUGGGAUUUUAUUCUCUUGUUCUCAUACAUUUCUUACAUUGAGCCUUUCUUUUUGCUCUUCAAAUAUCAUCAACCACUACUUCUGUGAUAUCCCACCACUCCUCCAAGUGUCUUCCACAGACACUCACAAAAACAUUCUAGAAAUUUUUAUUUUUGGAGGAUUUGUUGCUGGUGGGUGUUGCCUAUUGAUCUUAAUUUCUUAUAUCUUUAUUAUUUUGUCCAUAUUAAAGAUCAGUACAACUAGAGGAAAAAGUAAAGCUUUCUCAACAUGCACUUCCCAUUUAAUGGUGGUUUGUCUCUUUUUCGGAACCAUACUCUUUAUGUAUCUGAGACCUACAUCGGCCUACUCUUUGGACAAUGAUAAAUUGUUUUGUGUCUUUUACAACGUUUUUACUCCUAUGUUAAAUCCAAUCAUUUACAGUUUUAGGAAUAAGGAAGUUAAAAUGGCUAUGAAAAGAUUGUUUAUAAAACUAAAAGGUUUAUCUUAG
Hyla sarda is the source of this 939-nucleotide messenger RNA. Its product is annotated as olfactory receptor 1019-like. Gene Ontology annotation, cellular component: membrane. The transcript has a single exon. Gene Ontology annotation, biological process: G protein-coupled receptor signaling pathway. Lineage: Eukaryota; Metazoa; Chordata; Amphibia; Anura; Hylidae. The record is from RefSeq and is a predicted model, not a curated record. Gene Ontology annotation, molecular function: olfactory receptor activity; G protein-coupled receptor activity. Bases 1 to 939 code for a protein of 312 amino acids.